This is a messenger RNA of Necator americanus (New World hookworm), 423 nucleotides long. RefSeq lists its product as uncharacterized. NCBI's taxonomy places the organism in Eukaryota, Metazoa, Nematoda, Chromadorea, Rhabditida, Ancylostomatidae. The coding region runs from base 1 to 423 and encodes 140 amino acids. The transcript is spliced from 5 exons. The record is from RefSeq and is a predicted model, not a curated record.
AUGAUUACGGCUUUGUGUAGGAGCUGCGGUGAAUGGUUGCUUAACUGCGCAUUUGCGCUGGAGACUAACGAUCACUACCAUAUGUCGCAGUACAGCACCAAAGAAAGAGAACCACCAGAGAAAUUAGCACCAAAGAUGGGUAUCGUUAGAGAACAGAAAAGCGUCUUUGCCUUUUCCUUAAAAAUGGGAGAAGAAAACGAUAGCGUCGAUGCUCCAGCGUCCUUCAGAUGGAAUUUGUACACAGUUCUUAUCGGAGCUUUCCAUCUCUUUGGAUCCAACGAAUUGGCACUUGCAUUGUUUGGAGGGCUGCCAAAGAAUCUACCCCAUGAUGACUGCAAACACAGUGGAAACUAUGCGCUUUCUUCUGCCCAAACCGGAGCUUUCAAGAAACGUUGCACGGUAGAGGGAUACGAGCUUUUUUGA